GAAGGGGCAGAGGGGGAAUGGGGAGGAGGAGCAGAACUAUGAUUCUCUCCUGUAAUCCUCUCGACAGAGGCAUGAGGCUUGUGAUGUGUAACAGAGAGAACGAGAGAAGGGAGAGCGAGACCAUGUGUACGAGAGGGUGAUGAGAGACAGAGUGACAGUGAGAGAGAAAGAGACUCCACAUUGAGACAGAGGAUUGCAGAAAAAAGGAAGGAAGGAAGGGGUGGCGGUAGAAUCCCUCAUUCCAAUAGAACAGGAGGAGAGAACCGAGACGGCACAAGGGAGGCAUUCUUGCAAGCACAAGUGAACCAGCGAUCAGGCUAGCAAUCCAAGCACAUUUACCAGAUAAGGAAAUAGGGAGGGGGGAGAGAGAAAGAGAGAGGUCUGAAGGGGGGCAUGUGGCAUGCUUACGUAGUUUGACAGAGAUCGAGUGAGAGAGUGAACCAGAGAGAGUGAGAGAGUGCUGAAAGGAGAGGGAGGAACAAGGAGCGAGACCUAGAGAGAAAUAGGUAAUCACAGAGAGACUGAGCUCAGAACACAAACAUAAGGAGAGGGGAAAGGAGGGAGCAAGGAGAGAGAAAGAGCAAAGAGAGGGAGAGAAGAGAGAGAUGAUGGUUUUCCAGGAGGAUAGCCACUCAUCCCUGCUCUCUGCGGCAGACAUGACUCCAGGCGGAGGACUCUGCUGGAAUUAGCCAGAGGGACGAUAGAGGACAGCAGUGAUCGGGGGUGGAGGAGCCAACGUUUCUCAUGACAAUGAAUUUCAGUAAGCAAUACAGUGCAUGGCAGGAGCUUUAUGUGCAAAUGUGUAUUUACAUCAUAUUGUAGUAAAUAUAGGGAAGAUUCAGGCAGUGACAGUCGGUCCUUGAGUUUGAGCGUGUGUGUGUGUGUGUGUGUGUGUGUGUGUGUGUGUGUGUGUGUGUGGUGGGGCUGUGCAUGGAGGUGAGCAGAGGAGGGGUCAGCUGGGUGCAGUGUGUAGUGUGCUGGGUUAGAGGAGGCAGGGUACAGGGAAGGUACUGAACACAAUGCAAGGACAAGAGCUUCACAACCAUGGGAGGGAGUGCAUCUGAGGUACCAGGACAGCCCUGGGGGUAGGGUGGAGGACAGAGCGAGAGAGGGCAGGGAAGAGCGGGCGUGAGGGGGAGAAAGAGGGGGAGGAGGGAGAGAAGGAGAGAGAGCGAGAUCAUGGCUGUCACAUACAGUGAGCUAUAGCAUAGAUCUGAGUGGUGCAGCAGGGGGAAGACAAGCUUCACUACACAGGGAGGGGGAGGGAGAGAGGAGGAGAGAGGAGGAGAGGCAGACGGCACCACUCCUCUGCCAGGAAGAGAAGAGCACAACGGGACCGGACCAAGGGAGGGCACACACCUUCACCCCCACACAGUCACUCCCAUAGAGAACCAUCGGCCAGGUCAACGAGUAGAGGUCAGAAGAAGCUGGUGUGGGACGGGGGCGGAUGCGCCCCCUCUGGCUGGGGACCGUCAGGAGCGCUGAGCCCAGGAGGAGGGGGAGGAGGAGCGGGAGGAAGAGGGGGAGAGCCCCGGAGACCCGGUUCCUCCUUAGGCUGAACCUGUCUUUCAAUGACCAUGGGGGAGUGGACCAUUCUGGAGCGGCUGCUCGAGGCUGCUGUCCAGCAACAUUCUACCAUGAUUGGGAGGAUCCUGCUGACAGUAGUAGUGAUCUUCCGUAUUUUGAUAGUAGGUAUAGUGGGUGAAAAGGUCUAUGAGGACGAGCAGAUAAUGUUCAUCUGCAACACUAUGCAGCCGGGCUGCAACCAGGCCUGCUAUGACAAGGCCUUCCCCAUAUCCCACAUCCGCUUCUGGGUCUUCCAGAUCAUCUUGGUGUGUACGCCCAGCCUGUGCUUCAUCACCUACUCUGUGCACCAGUCCGCCAAGCAGCGUGACCGCAGUUACUCCAUGCUGCACCCCUACAUAGACCAUGGUCAUGCAAGUCACCACAGUCGUGGAGGCGACCACCACGCCCGCAAGCUACGCAACAUCAACGGUAUCCUGGUGCAGAACCCCGACAGCGGCAAGGAGGAGCAGGACCUGGAGGUCAAGGAGAUCCCAAAUGUAGCCCGGGGGCUCACACAGGCCAAGAGCGCCAAGGUGCGGCGGCAGGAGGGCAUCUCCCGCUUCUACGUCAUCCAGGUGGUGUUUCGUAACGUACUGGAGAUCGGCUUCCUGGCAGGCCAGUACUUCCUGUAUGGCUUCAAUGUGCCAGGGAUGUUUGAGUGUGACCGUUACCCCUGUGUGAAGGAGGUGGAGUGCUACGUAUCACGCCCCACAGAGAAGACGGUGUUCCUGAUCUUCAUGUUUGCGGUGAGCGGCAUCUGUGUGCUGCUCAACCUGGCCGAGCUCAACCACCUGGGCUGGAGGAAGAUCAAGACGGCCGUUAGGGGUGUUCAGGCCCGCAGGAAGUCCAUCUGUGAGGUGCGUAAGAAGGACGUGUCGCAUGUGUCCCAGGCCCCCAACCUGGGCAGGACCCAGUCCAGUGAGUCAGCCUAUGUCUGACAGAGGUUCCUCCACAUGGGGGGACCUGGACCUCUGGACCGAGCACAGAUUUCUCUGGGGAGGACGAACACUCAACCCAGCUCCCCCCACCCUGAGGGGCACUAACUUUACACUGCAACAUUAUUCAGGGGUGCAGAGGGACUUCACAUGGCCAUACUGAAGGAUUAUUGGAGAGAAGAGCUUUUUGGACUCUACAAGAGAGAGAAAGUACCUAAAUGGCAGUUGAGGUACUAACUAAAGUUAGAUUUAAACUGUUGGGGGAGUUGUGCCUUCCAAGAGAACACACUGGAUAAAGAGGAGAUGGGACUAAUUACUGUAAGAAUAUGAAUUAAGGAUAAUUCAAAUUAAGAAAUAAGUCUCACAUAAAUAUAUUAUCUUUGCCUUUGUGAGAGGUCAAACGUUGUCCCUUCAUUUAUUUAAGUAUGUGUGCAUAUGCAAGAACGUAUGUGUGAGCAUGCAUGCGCAUGUGUGUGUGUGCGCAAGAGAUAAGGCAGUGUGUAUGUCCUUUGUUCUGCAGUCAGAGCAGAGACGAUGGGUGAAGUUGAGUUGCUGAGGGAAUGAAAACAUUCCUUCUUUCCGUUAUUUUCCUUCCCUCCCGGCAGCUCCACUAUGAGGAGCCAAGCAGAGGAGAUGCAUCUUUUAUCAUCCCCUUAUAAACCCAGAAAAGAAGGCUUUAAAAUGUAAAAAAAAAUCAACACCAAAACUAUACCUCAGCACAAACUGGAACCCCUGUCCACGUCCCGUCCCCACUCCCUGCACUAGCAUUCCUCCCAUAGCUCCCCCCGUCCCCCCUGACCCCCC
Messenger RNA from Salmo salar (Atlantic salmon), 3305 nucleotides. RefSeq names its product gap junction delta-2 protein. Gene Ontology annotation, cellular component: connexin complex. Gene Ontology annotation, biological process: cell-cell signaling. Lineage: Eukaryota; Metazoa; Chordata; Actinopteri; Salmoniformes; Salmonidae. Gene Ontology annotation, molecular function: gap junction channel activity. The record is from RefSeq and is a predicted model, not a curated record.